Messenger RNA from Gekko japonicus, 2756 nucleotides. It is a transcript of the gene RETREG1, whose product is annotated as family with sequence similarity 134 member B. Gene Ontology annotation, cellular component: endoplasmic reticulum membrane. Gene Ontology annotation, biological process: reticulophagy; negative regulation of neuron apoptotic process. The record is from RefSeq and is a predicted model, not a curated record. Bases 550 to 1605 code for a protein of 351 amino acids. Lineage: Eukaryota; Metazoa; Chordata; Lepidosauria; Squamata; Gekkonidae. The transcript has 7 exons.
CUUCCAUUCAUUUUCCCUAGUGAUAUGGUCACCUCCCCGGGGAUCAUUGGCGGCUAGUGGAGGGGGAAAACAAGUGAGUGCCAGCAAAGUCUUGGCUCCUGUCAGCUUAUUUGGGGUGGGUUCAUAUAUUUAAUUAUUUCAACAGCAUGUAAUCCGCCGUUCAGGUUCUUAGUAAGGCUAGCAAGAAGCCAGUCACAGCCGGCCAAGGAAAAGGAGGAAAGACUCCAAAAUGAAGGUUAAUGACUGGGCGGCUCCAGCUCACGUGAUCCUGAAACUGUUGGGUUCUGGACAGCAUUUGCUGUGAAGCAGCCUGUCACGGUGGUGCUCGGAACAAGGUGUGACCUGUUUGCUGUCUGGCUGAGCCAAUCAAAGCCGUACUCUGUGAACUUCAUUCAAGUUAAACAGACACUUAAUGAUGUGUGUAAAUACACCCUUCGCCAGAGAGACUUAACAGGAGCCUCUAAAGGAGACCGGGAGACUGGCUUUUUUCCCAGGCAGAGAAAGAUUGACAAAUUUUCCUUGGAUUUAACCCUCUUUCAGAAGUUCAGAAUGUCAGAAGGGGAGGACUUUGGGCAAAAUCAAAGCUGGGAAGUCAUUGAUCCCAAAUCUGAAUACAGGCUGAGGCUAAACCAAUGUGUGGAAGAAAGGCUGAUGAGCUUCUUCUUGUUUCUCCAUGAAAUGGCCCACUUCAAAGAACAGAAUCCUGGCAAGUUUUGCCUCCUGGUCUGUAGUGUGUGCACAUUCUUCACAAUCUUGGGAAGUUACAUUCCUGGAGUGGUCUUCUCCUACCUUCUGUUAUUAGGAGCCUUUCUGUGUCCACUCUUCACAUGCAGUGAAUUUGGGCAGAAAGUAUUUUGCAACAUGAAGUCAGUUCUGCUGAAACUGGACUUUGGUAUCAGGGAUUAUAUCAACCAGAAAUUGAAAGAGAGAGCUGAAAUGAUAAAAACAAAGCUGAUGGAAGAUGACAGUGAGCUAGACAUAUCAUCUUUGUGUCCUAAGGUUAGCCCUGCCGUGGUGGCCCAAGAGAUGUCUGUAUCGGAUACAGAUGUAUCCGAAGUAUCUUGGACUGACAAUGGAACUUUCAAUCUAUCUGAGGGAAAUACUCCACAGACAGAUACUUCUGAUGAUUUUGACCGGCCAAGUGACCACGAGGAAGCGUUUGCGAAAGAGCUUUUGGAAUUCCCGUCUGUGGAAAAUGGCGCAGGAACAAACGACGAGGACGAUUUGAGCAUCGGCCUGCCCGUGCCGCGACAUGGGGGGAGGGACCGCUGCCCUGCCGUGUCUUCCCAGCAGGAGGGGCUCUCUGCAGCAGGUCUCUCCUUGCCUCUGCUCAACAGCCAGGCCUUCAGCUUGGUCCAGGCCAUGGCCUCCGAUGUGGUGGCCUCCGCGGUGUCAGCCGCCGUCAGAGACCAGCUGCAGUCCAUGCAGGCAGGCCCAGACUUAAACGAAGAGACGGACUCAGAGGGAGGGGAUGACUUUGAACUGCUGGACCAGUCGGAGCUGGAGCAGAUCGAAAGUGAACUGGGCCUUGCGAAAGGCCAAGAGGCAGAGCCCCAAGAGAAGAAGUUCUCCGGCUUCCUGUCUAACUUGCUUGGGAGCCAUUAAUGUGGAAACUGGAGCUGCUUAACAAUAUAGUGAGAACAAAAUAUUAUAGGCAACGUGAAAAAUGCAAAAAGGAAAAUGACUAGCUGUGAGCUUUAACUAUUAUUAUUCUAGAUGUGCUGUAACGUUCUUGAUGCUGGGUGCACUAACUUGUUACAGAUCUGUUGAUGCUGAUAGUUUUGUUUCUCAUAGCGAUGCCAUAGAAAUGAAAUGGAGAAAAAAAAAUCCCAUUAUUCUGUCUCAGAGGAAUUUAAGAAACAAAUUUUUUUUGUUAAAAAAAAGAUUAAAAUUGCCAAAUGUAGCACCCUCCAGGCUUGAACCAAAUCCUCUUCACCUCCUAUCUGUUUACUCUGACGUUUCAAGCAUCGACGCACCAGUGAAACUACACACCGGAACCGAGAAGCCGUCAUGUCCUGGCUGCUGCCAUAGCGGACGAUGGCAACCCUCCGAAGAAAAUGGACGUGUCAUAGGUUCACUGACCCUGAACACUGUACCAAAUGGCAUCUCCAAGUGUCUGGAUCCAUACGUUGUCCCAACUCUGUUCCUCUGGCUUGUGUUACCCCAUUUGAACUCCCAGAGGUUCUCCUAGGUAGGAUAGGGCGAUGACAUUUCCAGGUUGCAUCCAUUCUAUAGGCCUUGUAGCCCGACAAAAUGGCAUGCCUUCGUACUUCCACGUACCUUCUAUCAUUUUGUAUUGGACUGCAAGGUCAGAAGUAUACAUGCCAUCAGUAGAUAGUCCGUAUAUAUGCAUUGGCAUGGGGUGGAGGACAGUUGGGCAAAUCUUCUUACAGUCUCCUCGCCUGCCUUUUCCAUCACGGCUGUAUUCUUUUGUCCUAGAAUAUUAGAAGUGACAAUCAUAGACUGCUGCUGUGGAAGAAAUUUGAAAUAUUCCUGAUAUAAAAGAUGGCGCCAUCCGGUUUGAACACCUUGUGUGCUCUGUGGCUGACUUUGGGUCCUCGUAAACCAUGCCACCGACUUAAUUUUUCUAAGCUUUGUGAUUCAGCUUUUAAAACUGAGGGUAAGAGGCAGUGCCUUAUCAGGGUUAACCAAAGUUUAGAGGGGAAAAAUAACUGCUAGAGUUUGUAGUGUCGUAUUAAGGAGCUGCGGUGGCUCAAGUGGUUAAGACGCUGAACUGCAGGCUGUGGAAGGUCAGC